Molecule: messenger RNA, 612 nt
Organism: Ceratitis capitata (Mediterranean fruit fly)
Lineage: Eukaryota; Metazoa; Arthropoda; Insecta; Diptera; Tephritidae
Exons: 3
Coding region: 43-444 (133 amino acids)
Source: RefSeq, a predicted model, not a curated record
UAAAAAUUAAUAAAGAAAAAGCUUUUCUUUUAUUUAGCGAAAAUGACUUCUAGAGCAAACUCCUAUUUGUAUAUGAGCUUCGUGAGUAAACUGAGUUGGCUGUUGGUGUUAACUCUAGUCCUACUUCAGCGCUCAAUACAAGGAAUUCCAUUAUUCCCGCAAACUGAAGACUGUGGCCCCAGCUUUUCGGAGGAUCCCAAAAAAUGUACUCACGGUGCCUUUGUGCUCAAUUCCAACCGCACGGAAUGCUCUCCACGCAUUAUUUGCUAUAGUAAUUUGGGCGAGAGCUGUCAGGUCUACGACUAUGGUGCUGUCAGCAAUUGCCUGCCGAAUUUGGUGUGUAGUUGUGAUAAAUGUCGCGAAGUGCUGACAAUUUGCAAGGCACCGUCGCCUUUCAAUAUGGCCAAACGUGCGAAACCAGCAUUUGUAGAAUAUGGGAAUUGAGUUGCUAUUUGUGGAGCAAAUAACGGUGAAAAUAUCGACUAUUUGUAGAUGACGAAAAUAUUUUGGGCUAAACUAAAUGGAUUACGCAGAGACUUAAGGAUAAUUAGUGAAUAUUAAAUAAAGAUAUCAUAACACAUAAUAUAUUUAGUGAAAACACAUAACCACUUG